AUGAAAGGGACAAACGAACCCUUAAACAUUGUAGAAAUUGAGCUCGCAAGAUUUCAUCUUAUCAAAAACGCUCAAGCCGAUACCUUUCAAGAGGAAAUCUCAACUCUUCUACACUCGCAGCAGGUGAGGCCCACCAGCAAACUAUCAUCCUUGCAUCCUUUCAUGGACGAAAGAGGCUUGCUUCGAGUGGGAGGUCGGCUACGACAUGCUCCUUUAUCCUUUGCACAGAAGCAUCCUAUUCUGUUACCAGCCAACCACGUUCUAGCUAAGAUGUUGAUCGAACGGGAACAUAAGCGACUUCUGCACAUUGGUCCCCAAGCUCUUCUAGCCGCUAUUCGUCAAAGAUAUUGGCCCUUGCGUGGGAAGGAUAUCGUACGAAGAGUUUGUCAUGCCUGUGUGUGGUGUUCACGACGAAGGCCCCGUACUUCCUCUCAAUUGAUGGGUGAUCUACCCGCCGAUCGCGUUACGCCUACUCGACCCUUUUUUUGUUGUGGCGUGGAUUUUGCCGGUCCACUCAUUACCUUGUUAAAUAAGGGCAGAGGACGGAAAACUGUCAAAAGUUACAUCGCCUUGUUCAUUUGUUUCGCUACAAAGGCUAUACACCUAGAAGCUGUCAGCGAUUUGAGUGCCGCUGCUUUUUUAGCCGCCUUACGACGCUUCAUAAGCCGGAGAGGUUGCCCGCGGAAAAUAUAUAGCGACAAUGCCACGAAUUUUAAAGGUGUUCAACGAGAGCUCAGAGAAGCAUAUACCUUUGUUCGACACGAAAUCAAUGGAUCCUUGCAUAAUAAAUUACUGGAAGAAGGCAUCCAAUGGAUUUUCAUUCCACCUUAUUCGCCGCAUUGGGGUGGACUUUGGGAGGCCGGCGUAAAGUCUUGCAAGAACCUUUUAAGGGCCGUUUUGGGAAACUCUGGUUUCACCUUCGAAGAGCUGUGCACUGCCCUCGCGCAAGUGGAACGUUGUUUGAAUUCACGCCCUUUGUACGCACUGUCUAGUGACCCGUCAGAUUUGGAACCGCUCACUCCCGGUCACUUCCUAAUUGGAGGCCCGCUCCAUUCUUUAGCCGAGAGCGACCUUCAAGAUAUUAAUAUUCAUCGCCUUGAUCGUUGGCAGUUGGUCCAGAGAUCCGUUCAAAAUUUCUGGAAACGGUGGGCGGCGGAAUAUAUUGGCUCCUUACAGGGCCGUUCUAAAUGGCAAAAGGCGCAACAAGAUCUUCAAAUUAACGAUUUAGUUAUUAUAAAGGAAGAUCAUGUCCCUUCCUAUCAAUGGAAAUUGGGUAGAGUUAUUGAAUUGCAUCGAGGCAAGGAUGCUCUUGUUAGAUUAGUUUCUGUCAAAACCGCUAGCGGAUCGGUACAACGGCAUAUUAACAAGAUAUGUAAACUACCUGUUACUAAUAAGUAG
Messenger RNA from Mycetomoellerius zeteki, 1398 nucleotides. RefSeq lists its product as uncharacterized. The record is from RefSeq and is a predicted model, not a curated record. Gene Ontology annotation, biological process: DNA integration. The transcript has a single exon. NCBI's taxonomy places the organism in Eukaryota, Metazoa, Arthropoda, Insecta, Hymenoptera, Formicidae. Gene Ontology annotation, molecular function: nucleic acid binding. The coding region runs from base 1 to 1398 and encodes 465 amino acids.